UGAGUGCGCUGCCGAUUUCUGCUCGGGUAGCUGCCAUUACUUCGGUGUUAGUUGAGACAGCAAGAGCUGCCAUGAGCGAGAAAGGGGAGCUGGACCUAACUGGAGCCAAGCAGAACACGGGCAUGUGGCUAGUCAAGGUCCCAAAAUACUUGUCUCAGCAGUGGAAUAAAGCCUCAGGAAGAGGUGAAGUAGGGAAGCUAAGAAUUGCCAAGAAUCAAGGAAGAACAGAAGUAUCUUUCACUUUGAAUGAAGAUCUUGCAAACAUUGAUGAUAUUGGUGGGAAGCCAACUUCCAUCAGUGCUCCCAGAGAACAUCCUUUUCUCUUACAGAGUGUGGGAGGACAGACAUUAACUGUUUUUACAGAGAGUUCCUUGGAGUGCCAGGCAGAUGAAAAGUCUGAGAGCAGCAACAGCGAGAAACUGUCAUUGGAAGGAAUAGUGGUCCAACGUGCAGAGUGCAGGCCUGCAGCCAGUGAAAACUAUAUGAAGUUGAAAAGGCUUCAGAUUGAAGAAUCUUAUAAACCUGUAAGCUGGACCAUGCAGCUGGAUAAAGCUGUAACCACUAACUACAAACCUGUGGCUAAUCAUCAAUAUAAUAUUGAGUAUGAAAAGAAGAAAAAAGAAGAUGGAAAAAGGGCUCGGGCUGAAAAGCAACAUGUGUUGGACAUGCUUUUUUCAGCUUUUGAAAAACAUCAGUAUUACAACAUUAAGGACUUAGUGGACAUAACUAAACAGCCAGUGAGCUACUUGAAAGAAAUUUUAAGAGAGAUUGGCAUCUACAAUGUUAAGGGGACACACAAGAACACUUGGGAACUUAAGCCAGAAUACAGACAUUAUCAAGGUGAAGAUAAGAGCGAUUAGCACAACUGUUAAUCAAGCCAGCAAGGAUGUUGUCGGUUGUGGGAACAGAAAGAGCUGCUGAACAAUUCACCCUUAAAAUGCUAAGAGUUAAUAAUUUGUAAUAAGCAUUGUCAUAAGCCCAGCUUCAUUUUUAAAAAGAUUCUGCAAAAAAAUUGUAAGUUCAUGUUUUCAUUUUUGAUAAACAUAUUAUUUAUAGAGUAAAUUUGUAUUAGGUUUCUUUGUAAUAAUUGACCUUUAUUGUUGUUUUUUCAUUUUGUAAAAAUAUAACAAUGUUAGUAAGGGAGAAGGCUGAGUUUAUUCCAUUACUAAAAUCCUGAGUGGUCCUGACCAUAUCAUGGGAUGCUGUUCAACUAUUAGAAUUAUGCCUUAUCAAGAAUAACCAGAAGUGAAACAUAUUUUGAAUAGAUUCAGAAAUCUUAGCACAAGGAGAGAGAUUUUGAAAAAGAUGAUGGGAAAAGGAAAUUAAUACAACAUAAUUGCCGAGAAAAACAUUUAAGUACAGUAAGGAACAAAACAAAAUGAUUUAU
Molecule: messenger RNA, 1387 nt
Organism: Rhineura floridana
Lineage: Eukaryota; Metazoa; Chordata; Lepidosauria; Squamata; Rhineuridae
Gene: GTF2F2
Product: general transcription factor IIF subunit 2
Exons: 9
Coding region: 72-860 (262 amino acids)
Biological process (GO): transcription initiation at RNA polymerase II promoter; transcription by RNA polymerase II
Cellular component (GO): transcription factor TFIIF complex
Source: RefSeq, a predicted model, not a curated record